UUCUAACUCUGAACAUCAUUUUAAUAAUAUUCAUCUAGGUAUCAUUUAACAACUCCCUAAGAAAAAGUACACCCUAGCCAAUUGGUUCUAAAUCCGACAAGAUGUUUAAGAGAGAGAUAACCGCCGCGCCCAAAUCCAAGCUAAAGUCUUCCGUCCAGCGCUCGCUACGCCAAUCCCUGUUGACGACCUACCCGCUUCUCAACCCCUACAUCGAUGAGAUCCUCCCGAAGAAAGGGUCGCUCGAGGCCAUGAAGCUUCCCGACCGCUGCACCUUGUACGUGCUCGACUCCCAGCCGCUCUUCUUCCAGCAGGACACCACCACGCUGCUGCCGCACCUGCGCCUCGUCCACCGCUUCCCAGAUGCGUUCCCUAGUAUACGCAUAGAUCGCGGCGCGAUCCGCUUCGUUCUGUCUGGUGCCACGCUUAUGGCACCUGGUCUGACAAGUGCCGGGGGAAGACUGCCCAGCGGCGUUAGCACCGAGGAGGGGAAGGAGGGUCUAGACGAGGACGAGAGGUGGACCAGGGAGUUGGAGAAGGGCGAACCAGUUGUGGUCCGAGCCGAGGGCAAAGUCGAGGCGUGCGCUGUGGGAUUCUUGGUCAUGGGCACCAAGGAGGUCAAAGAGAAGGGUAAGGGGCCCGUUAUCGAGGACGCGCACUACUUGGGUGACGGGUUAUGGAGAUUGGGUACAGAUUAGAGCAGGUUCGCGGGGAAGCGUGGUCGAAUUGAUUGGUUCAGCAGCGAGAUAGCAAUUAUAUGAGACGGGUGAUGUGUACUGGCGCGAAGGUGUUGCCAAGGGGCCGUGUCGGUUUGGAGAAGCUUUAGUACCCGACAGACACAUACUACAGGGACGAAAUAUCCUCACAGAAUAUCUUAUAGAGGCUCUAGCAACGGUAAAGCUUUCAGAGAAGGGCAGAAAAAUGAAAGGUACCUGUCUUAAUAACAAGUGUAAAUGAGGAAAUAAAUCCAAUAUACGACUACAGCAAUUGCCCUCGAAA
This is a messenger RNA of Daldinia caldariorum, 996 nucleotides long. Its product is annotated as translation machinery-associated protein. Gene Ontology annotation, molecular function: RNA binding. The transcript has 2 exons. Gene Ontology annotation, biological process: formation of translation preinitiation complex. The record is from RefSeq and is a predicted model, not a curated record. The coding region runs from base 102 to 695 and encodes 197 amino acids. NCBI's taxonomy places the organism in Eukaryota, Fungi, Ascomycota, Sordariomycetes, Xylariales, Hypoxylaceae.